Tinamus guttatus (white-throated tinamou) is the source of this 480-nucleotide messenger RNA. NCBI's taxonomy places the organism in Eukaryota, Metazoa, Chordata, Aves, Tinamiformes, Tinamidae. The record is from RefSeq and is a predicted model, not a curated record.
AUGGGCUUCGAGAGAAAAGGUUCAGACAAGGAUACGUCUGCAACAGAGAUGAAAUUAACCGCAGCUCAUCAAACAGCUGUAAAAGUAAUCAGGAGAAUGCAAUAUUUCGUAGCUAAAAGAAAAUUUCAGCAAGCUCGGAAACCGUAUGAUGUUCGCGAUGUGAUUGAACAGUACUCACAAGGACACCUCAAUAUGAUGGUUCGGAUAAAAGAGCUUCAAAGAAGAUUGGACCAUUCCUUGGGAAAGCCAGGCCUUUUCCUCCCAGAAAAAGGGGUAGACAAAGGAUACUAUACUGUAGGAGCCAGACUGAUCCGACUAGAGGAUAAGGUGCUGCAGAUGGACCAGAAGCUAGAUGACAUCCUUAAUGCGCUCCAGGUUCAGCUUGGGGAUCAGCCACGGACAGAGAUGCCAGGGCCAGCCACCACACCUGUCAGAAAACAGACAGCCUUGGAUUCUGCCCCCAGCAACCAGAAAAAUUAA